Messenger RNA from Tilletiaria anomala UBC 951, 797 nucleotides. RefSeq lists its product as uncharacterized. Bases 163 to 702 code for a protein of 179 amino acids. The transcript is spliced from 2 exons. NCBI's taxonomy places the organism in Eukaryota, Fungi, Basidiomycota, Exobasidiomycetes, Georgefischeriales, Tilletiariaceae. The record is from RefSeq and is a predicted model, not a curated record.
UGACAGUAUGGCGAUCCGGCAUUGUCUGAAUCGGCACCUUCAGCGUUUUCUGAAACUUCCGGAAGAAGAGGUGCACGAGGACGACCUGCCACUUGCCACCCUCGGAGGAAGUGGCGGUGGCUAUAGAGCUUGACACUGAGCUUUUUGAGCUACAUUGCGCAGAUGCAGGUCGCAGAAGCACAGUUCUGGGCAUUGGUUUCCUAUGUCGCAGGUAUAAGCGAAACCUGCUGGGCGAUUGCUUCGCUACACAUUUUUGCACAUCUUGGUACGGUUCUACUUGUUUCAUCACUUCACAACGUCAUCUGGCAGACAUGCGCUUUCGGCAAGUGCAAUCAAUGCCGUUGCAUGAUUAUCGGAAGAAAUCUUCUUUCAGCUUGCACCCAUCAUCCGCAAGCUGAAAGGCUGCAAGGUGUAUCCCACUCCCUUGGGUGGUAUUGCACACUUAUGACGACGCACAUCUUCCUGCGUCCUGCCAUGUGGAGGAUUGCACCGGAUGAAAAGAAAACGGCGCAAGAAGAGCGACAACAACAUGCUGCAAAUACUGGCCAGUCAGCUGGUAGCAGGGUCGGCGAGGAGGCAGAGGAACAAGGCACCAUGAACGAGGAUUGGUUUAAACGGUUAAGCAUCGCAGUGACGAAUGGAAUCAACGACGGACCCAACCCUUUGCCGAUAAUCACGGCCGUCAGACAGGAGCGUCCGUAGACGGACUACAAGAGCAAAGAAGAUCCCUUUGAGGAUGAAGGAAAGUAAUUGAACAGCCAGGAGGGCGGAAACGCAUGGUGGCAAUGGUUGCCAUU